UCUCAAUCUAUAUCUCUAGAGUCUAGUCAAGUAUUUCUCACUCUAAAAAAGCUCUGUUUUUUCUCUGUUUUUUUUCUUUCUCUUCAUCCCAUGUAACUACUGCUGCUGCAUUAUACAGAGAAUCAAGAACAGAUUUAAGGACUACAAUCUCUGCUGCAUUUCAUCAGUUUCAUUCAUAUAGGUACAUUCGAAAUUCCAUCAAAACUUAUUGUUUCUUCCACACUUAAACAGAGUACUAUUUCCUUUGAUUUUUCUUGUUUGAAUCAACAAUGGAAGCUGCAGCAUCACCAAAUUUCUCAUUCCAUCAUGAUAAUAACACCCAACUUCUUCUUCUUCAAGAACAAUACCCAGUAGAAACAUCAUCAUCACCAUUAACAAAACCCAUCAAGAAAAGCUUUGUCAAGUCAUUAACUUCAUUUACUAGUACUCCAAGUCAUCAUUCUUCCUCAUCAUCUUCAUCUUUCAAAGAAGAUACUUACUUGGUUUCAAACCUAAAAUCAUCAGAACUCAAAUCCUUGAAUGAACUCAAACAGAAACUCAUCUCAUCAAACACUCAUGAACAUGGUGAUUUGUCAAUAUGGGGUGUUGAUUUACCAAGUGGUGAUGAAAGAGCUGAUGUGAUAUUGCUGAAGUUCUUAAGAGCUAGAGAUUUCAGAGUUCUUGAUUCAAUAACAAUGUUGGAGAAAUGUUUAUGCUGGAGAAAAGAAUUUGGUGCUGAUUCAGUUGUUGAUGAGAUCCUUGGAUUCAAAGAACUUGAAGGGUUGGUUGCUUAUAUGCAUGGUUAUGAUAAAUCAGGACAUCCUGUUUGUUACAAUGCUUAUGGUGUUUUCAAAGACAAAGAAAUGUAUGAGAGGAUUUUUGGUGAUGAUGAGAAAUUACAGAGGUUUCUGAGAUGGAGAGUUCAGGUAUUAGAAAGAGGGAUUAAGUUAUUGCAUUUUAAACCUGGUGGGAUUAAUUCAAUUAUUCAGGUGACUGAUCUUAAAGAUAUGCCGAAGAGGGAGCUCAGAGUUGCUUCUAAACAUAUUCUUUCAUUGUUUCAAGAUAAUUAUCCUGAAAUGGUUGCUCUUAAGGUGUUUAUCAAUGUGCCGUGGUACUUCAGUAUGAUAUAUUCAAUGUUUAGUCCUUUUCUUACUCAAAGGACUAAGAGCAAGUUUGUGAUUGCUAGAGAAGGAUAUGUUGCUGAAACUCUCUAUAAGUAUAUCAAGCCUGAAAACAUACCGGUUCAAUAUGGUGGACUGAGUCGACCAGGUGAUUUUCAGAAUGGUUCACCUGUACCAGCAACUGAGUUUACUGUUAAAGGUGGUGAGAAAGUUAACUUGGAGAUUGAAGGAAUUGAGGGUGGUGCAACCAUUACAUGGGAUGUAGUGGUGGGAGGAUGGGAUGUGGAUUACAGUGUCGAGUUCAUACCAAUUGCUCAAGGAAGUUACACAAUCGCAGUCCAAAAAGUGAAGAGAAUCACCGAGUCGGAUACCGAACCGAUUCAUAACUCGUACACAGCAAAAGAAGCAGGGAAAAUGGUACUGUCAGUUGAUAAUUCGUCUUCCAGAAAGAAAAAAGUUGCUGCUUAUCGAUAUUUUGUUCGUAAACCCAUGUUUUAAAUUUAAUUAAAUCCAUCAAAUAAAUUAGUAGUUUAAUUAGUUGUUAAUUAAUUAAUUAGGUUUUGUACUCUUGUGUUUUGAGGAAAUGUAUGGUACUUUAGUUUAGUCCUUUUUUGAUGUAUAAAAAGUUGGAUUAUGGAAUGUGGAUUAUGGGUCUGGUGUCCUUUAAUUAGGACUAAUUAAAAAAGGUGAUUAUCCCAUACUGCUGGCUUUAUGUGUGGGAAAUCAAAUCUAUUUUUCUGAUG
This is a messenger RNA of Papaver somniferum (opium poppy), 1843 nucleotides long. Its product is annotated as patellin-6-like. The transcript has 4 exons. Gene Ontology annotation, molecular function: lipid binding. The record is from RefSeq and is a predicted model, not a curated record. Lineage: Eukaryota; Viridiplantae; Streptophyta; Magnoliopsida; Ranunculales; Papaveraceae. Bases 270 to 1598 code for a protein of 442 amino acids.